AUCCCUUGUGAACAUGCUAACCAACCACCGGCAGCAAAGAAUCAACGAAGAGAGCAAUUGAGAAAAGCGAGGUGUUAUCCGUACAAAUCUAUGGCCUCUGCAAUGUUAAAGCGAUCGGCGACGGUGGCUGCGUCAUGGCGGCGAGCCUUCGCCUCCGUGGCGGUGGGGACGGAUCUGGUCUCCGCCGCGCCGGACGUUUCUCUCCAGAAAGCUCGGAGCUGGGACGAAGGCGUCGCCUCUAAGUUCGCCACUACACCUCUCAAAGACAUAUUUAAGGACAAAAAAGUAGUCAUCUUUGGGCUUCCUGGUGCUUUCACUGGAGUUUGUUCGGCCCAGCAUGUUCCUAGUUACAAGAAAAACAUUGAUAAGUUCAAGGGCAAAGGAAUUGAUCAUGUAAUAUGCGUAGCUGUUAAUGAUCCAUAUACCAUGAAUGGUUGGGCAGAGAAAAUUGAAGCCAAAGAUGCUAUUGAAUUUUAUGGCGACUUUGAUGGGAGCUUCAACAAGAGCUUGGACUUGGGAAUAGAUCUCUCUGCUGCUUUGCUUGGGCAUCGCUCUCACCGAUGGUCGGCAUAUGUGGUUGAUGGGAAGGUUAAGGUUCUUAAUGUGGAGAAAGCCCCAUCUGAGUUUGAGGUUUCAGGUGGGGAUGUAAUCUUGGGACAGAUAUGAACCAGUCUCAGUUUCUUCCAUAAUCCAAGCAGCCAUCUUGAUAUUUUGUAUGUAAUUAUACUUUAUCCCCUAUUGAAGUAGUGACUACAUGGUUAAUAAUGCAAAUGUUUUUGUUUUUCUUGUUCUUGUUUUUGUUUUUGUGUUUUUGGUGGGUAAGUAAUAAUGCAAAAUUUAAUGUUGUUGAAGCGUCAAAAAUGCUAUUGCCAGAGGUAGACUUGUUCAAUGAUUUCUUUUGCUCUGUGUGCCUUAGGAUUCCCACUUUUUGUUGAUAGUUUAGGAAGUCAUUUAACUCAGAUUUUGACACCAUAUCAUUAAGCAAGUGAUUACUUACUUUUUUGU
Messenger RNA from Camellia sinensis, 1005 nucleotides. It is a transcript of the gene PRXIIF, whose product is annotated as peroxiredoxin IIF. Gene Ontology annotation, molecular function: thioredoxin peroxidase activity. Gene Ontology annotation, biological process: hydrogen peroxide catabolic process; cell redox homeostasis; cellular response to oxidative stress. Lineage: Eukaryota; Viridiplantae; Streptophyta; Magnoliopsida; Ericales; Theaceae. Gene Ontology annotation, cellular component: mitochondrion; cytoplasm. The record is from RefSeq and is a predicted model, not a curated record.